CUGGCGCCGCUCUCUGUUGUGCGUCGGCGGAGGGCCUCAAAAUACGAGUAAUGAACUAUUAAACUAACACGAGGCGAGCGCACAGAGAAUUGAAAGGCCGUGAGAAUCAGUGUCAAAGGGCGAACGCGGCUAUCGGCUACUUGCAUAUGGGAGUUUUGCGCGCUGCCAAAUCAUGACCCACAUAACGCAAGGGGCAGCCAUGCGUGCCCCGUGUAGGAGCACGGUUUUUCGCGAGCUGCGGGCAGUCGAGAGGACCGCUGGCCUACUGCGCGAGCAGCCCCUGCGCCCAGCCAGGCAUGCCUCGGUCUCUCGGCAGCUCCCGCCCCCCAGGCGCAGCGAAACUGACUCGCGCGCGCGCAGCCGCCCCUUCCGAGCCGAGCCGAGAGCAGCGCUGCCCGGGUCUCCUCGGGCAGUAUCGAGUGUGCCUCUCUCGCGUCCGCAGCCCGCAGCUGGCCGUCGUCGCGCCGCGAGUGCAGUGCAGCGCGCUACGUCCCCUCGGCAGCCUCGGCGGCGGCUUCCUGCAGUUCACCUGCGGCCGGCAUUCGACGCCGAUGCGGGGAAUGCACGGCUCGAGGCGCUCGACAAGCCGCCGCGCCACUGCAGCGACGAUCGACGGCGAGGGGCGCAGCGGCAUCGGCAGUGCGUAUUAGCGCCGAUGCACAGGGAAAAGCAAAGGCCGAGCCUGACUCGAAGCCGCGGGCACGGGAGAGUUCCGGUAAGUCGCCAAGAGUGCAGCGCGGGGAGAGUCACUCGGAGCGAUCGGCUGCCAUAAUCAACAGGUAGCAAAAUAGCCAGCGGUGCAGGCCUAUACUGAAAGGCCGCUCUUCGGGAUCGAUCGCGCGCCGCUAUUUUUAGUUGCGGCACUUGCUCGCCGAGCGUCAGGAUGAUACACGCGAGUUGACUUUUGCAGAAGCGAUGUGAGGAAUGAUCAGGUGGCUGAUGGUCGGACUGCUCUUGUUUACGGAGUCAGCCUGCGAGAGCGGAAGAAAUGCGCUGCCCGGCAAAAAUGGCAAGAAUGAAAAGGAGAGCGCCGCCACGAGAGCUACCGCCACCACGGCCGAGGAGAACAUCUAUCGUCUAACCUGCUACACGUGCGUCAACGUCAGCGAUAACAAGAUGUGCAACGAAUGGGCAAUCGACACGCCGUGUCCAGCCGGAGGCCGGGAUUUCUGCCGAUCCCUGCACAUCCUGGACAGCCGAGGGCAGAGCGUCUUGGUGAGCAAGAGCUGCGUCAGCAAAAUCGAAUGCAGUCCGGCGUCCGUCGGCUGCGUGCCCAUCGACACGCAAAAGAUAUGCAUAAGCUGCUGCGACACGAGCUACUGCAACAUCGAGUCGCCGACGAACGCGACGAACGCGACGUUCUCGCGCAAGCGGCCCAAACCAAAGAGCCUCAAGAAGAAGAAGAAGAAGAAGAAGAAGAGCAGCGACCGCGCUGUGGACCAGGACGAGGGCGAGGAGGAGGACGAGGACGAGGACGAGGAGGAGGACGAGGACGAGGCCUCAACCGCGUCCCAGUCGAUACUCUUCCCGAGACUGGCCAGCCUCGCCUACGGCACCGCCUUCUACUCUGCAAUUAGCGUCUUUCUCAAUCGAGCAUAUCAUUAAUAGAUCGUAAUAUACACUCUGAUGUCGGCGGACGAAUAGCAGGAGAGUUAAUUACGCACCUACGUGCAACAAUCAAGAUACAUACCUGUAAUACAUAUAAGUAAGGCCAAUCGUAGGAUUAAGGUGUGAACAAAGCAAAAGGAGAGAAAUGCAAUAUUAUGUAGAAGACGUUGUUUGAGCUGGUUACUCGCGCGCCUUUGGCGGUGCCGGAGGAUGUGUAUCUUCCGCGUCUCGACCGCGUCUCGACCGCGUCUCGACCGCGACUCGACACACGCGCACACCCCCACACACUCCGCGUCCUCGCCGCUUUUUCCGGCAAAAAGCCGACGUUUUUCCCUGCGCAAUGCAAACCCGAGGCCGCGCGUCUAUGAAAAGGGGCAAAUGGGCUUCUCCCGCUCUCUCGCUCCUCUCUUUUCCGCGCUUUUCUAAGCUGAAUAGGCUGCGCUGCUGGUCAGUCUCGUUGACUCUUUACGCUGCGGAUCUUCAGAGGGGCGGGAUAGCUGAAAAGCCCCCGUCGUCGACGGUAAACCAGGCGAAUGAACACUCAAGCCCCGUGAAUGAGCCUUAUUAUUUGCUUACAGCCGGCCCGGCCGUCGGACGCGUUUGGCUUCCUCCACUUCGGCCUCUUGCGCGCGCGCGCGAGCUGUUUUUUUUUUCAUGCGAUAAAUGGCCGCAUUUUACUCGGACCUUUUCAAACGCUUUUAUUCGUUUACAGGUGGUUCUUCGUUCGCUCCUUGACCCCCCUAGCUCUCAGCUGCAUAUAGAUUGCGCUGAUUGAAAAUUCUUUUCAUGUAUCGCAGCGUCCUCGCAUGUUUUCUUCAUUAUUAGAUGCGAAUUUUAUUCAUAUAUCAGUAGUAGGGUGUAGACGAAUCAACUCAACCGUUGUUGCUAUAUAGAUAUGCAGUACUAUAUACAAUUAUGUAUACGCGCCUUUGAACGCAAUACUGUGCGCCAAACUAUACCGCAGUUAUAUUGAAGAUUUUGAUCUCAGGUUAUCGAUGCAGUGAGAGGAAAAUCGUUAGAAUAAUAGUUUCGAACUUUUGCGUUCAGUUGGCCGAUUAUGCGUCGGACAGAAACAUAUUAAACAUAUAUAUAUAUACAUAUAUAUAUAUAUAUAUAUAUAUAUAUAUAUACACACACACACACACAUGUCCUUUGUUGUAUGAACAUACGUGCGUGCAUUUUUCAGUGCGAUUCAAAGUACGCAUAAAGAAGGAAGUGCGUGGAAACUACUUUUUUUCAGCGCUAGUUUUUUCUUAGCUUAUUAACCGCAUGCAUCGCAUCAAUAUGGGUAUCUAUGCUCGGCAGAAAAGUAGAGCGGCAUACACACACGUAAAAUGCAAAGUAACAAACAGACAAACAUAAAACUUGAGUGAAAAAGGUGCGUUAUACUUAGUGUAGAGAAUAAACAAGGAAUAACCAGAGCGUCAUACAUAACGGUGCCAAUUUUUCAGAGUGAUGAUGCGUAAAAAUAUAUGUCAAAUAGAGAAAAAGUAAAACGUCGUCUCUCCUAUACUUAUAUAUAUAUAUAUA
Molecule: messenger RNA, 3138 nt
Organism: Nasonia vitripennis (jewel wasp)
Lineage: Eukaryota; Metazoa; Arthropoda; Insecta; Hymenoptera; Pteromalidae
Exons: 7
Coding region: 925-1605 (226 amino acids)
Molecular function (GO): acetylcholine receptor regulator activity
Source: RefSeq, a predicted model, not a curated record